UGCACUCAGUGUAUUCGUGGCACUCUCCCCAGCCUGUUGCAGGAGUGGCCAGGCUGGGUGUGAUCACAAGGGGGGGGGGGAUGCUUUACAUUUUGCACAACCCACAAACUGAGUGAGUUUCUUUGGAACGUCUAACUAAGCCCAUUCAGCUACACUGUAGCACUUACUAUUGGCUAGACUUUGCGGGAAAGCUCUGCAGGGAUACUAGUGUUUGCAAGUCCGGCUCAGUACUUGCAGUCUGCACUCACAGCCCUGGCUCAUCAGCAUCAUGUCUAACCCAAGACACAGGAACAAGAGCAACUCUGCAGACAACAGCUCCCAGACCGCUGCAAAUGACGUGGCAAAGAAGAGCAAUAAAUCCAGUAAAGGAUCUUCAUCAUCCUCCUCUUCAGGGGCUGCAUCUGGUGUAUUUAAGAAACUUUUUACCUUUGUGCUUUAUGCAGGUUUGAUAGCAGUGUCUGCCUGCACUGGCUGGUUUGUGUAUAAUCUCUUGGAGGAAGUCUCCCAAAUUAACAGCAAACUCAGUCACCUAUCCUUGCAGAAGGGUGAACUGGCUGAAACAGUGAACAAUCUCCAAAAACAGGUGGAGAUACUUCAUAAAACAGUAGGACGUGUGGAAUUCAUCUCAAAAGACAUCCAAGAAAAACAGCUAUUACAUGACACAUCCAUUAAGAAAAGUGAAAAAGAAUUGGAUCAAGUUGGAGUGAUUCUUAAAAAACUGCAGAAAGAUUUGUCUAAUGUUAUCCAAGAUGUCACGGCUCAAGGGGACCGAGAUUUAAUUCAGUUUGAAAAAACAAUGAGUGAAAAAUUUACUGAGCUGAACAACUCAAUUAAUGAGGAUAUUAUUGAAAUUACCAAGGUACAGAAAUCAUGCCAAGAUGAAAUUAAUAAUGUGAAAGCUAAACUAACUUCUCUAGGAGAAUUUGAUUCAAUUAAGGAUGAAUUGAGGUUACUAAAAGAUGUUACAUCUCAGUUGCAAACAUCGUAUACUGCUAAAGAGGCCUCCAUUGAAUGGCUGAUGAACAAUGCAUUAAAUGUAGAGUCUAUUACAGCUAACACCAAUGAAAUUGCACUGAUUAGACUUGAGCAUGAUGACUUUAAAAAAGAUCUGGAAGCCCAAGUAACCAAAAUUGAAGACAUUAAAGAAAAGAUCUUGAAAAUCGAAGAUUCUGAUGUGAAGUCUGCGCUAGAGAGACUUGACAAUGAAUUUGACCAAAUCUCCUCUUCUGUUGCAGAGAUGGAAAACAAUUAUGUCUCUGCAAACAAUGAUCUACUUAAAGAGAUUAAAAUAAAUAGAGAUGAUUUCGAGUUACGACUAGGUCCUCUAGAAAGUCUUAUGGAAACUGUGAAGGGAUCUCAGCAGUUGGAAACAAUAGAAUCAUUUAAAACCAGCUUUGAUGAAUAUAACAGAAGGUUGAAUGCUGUUGAAGAAGCCUAUUCUGGUCUCAAAAUAUCAGCUAGUUCUGGAGAUGCAGAAACAUCUGAAACCUUAUCAAGUAUCCAAGAAAGUCAGCAAAAUCUAUCCAAGGAUGUUGAUGAAUUGAAGUCUAUUGUAGCUCAAAUUCCAGUUAAGGCGUCUGAGUUUGAGAGACUCCAAGUGGAGGUCACUAAUAUGCUUGAGGGACACAGGAGUCAAAUAGAAGAUUUGAAGGACAAUUAUGACCAAUGGAAAAGCAGCAUAGAUGAACUUAGGAGUAAAGUUAGCACAUCUGAUAAUUCUGAACAAGUCUCCAGUGAUGCACUAAGUUCCUCUGUGAACAAGCUGGAAACGGACUUGAAGAUGUUAAGGACAGCUGUGGACAGUUUGGUAGCAUAUUCUGUCAAAAUUGAAACCAAUGAAAAAGAAUUGGGAUCCAUGAAAGAGUCUCUUGAAGACCUAAAGCAAAGUACUGAUCGGUUGUUAGUUAAAUUAGAACAGAUACAAGAGGCGGUAUAAGUGCUUGGUUUGUAGAGGAAAAGAAUGUAGUAUUUUUUUCAAGCUUUUUUUGCAUUUGUUUUGGGUUUCAAUAAACUAUUUUUUUCUUGUUUUCUGUAUA
This is a messenger RNA of Pelobates fuscus (common spadefoot toad), 2036 nucleotides long. It is a transcript of the gene CKAP4, whose product is annotated as cytoskeleton associated protein 4. The transcript has 2 exons. Lineage: Eukaryota; Metazoa; Chordata; Amphibia; Anura; Pelobatidae. The record is from RefSeq and is a predicted model, not a curated record. Bases 269 to 1936 code for a protein of 555 amino acids.